Molecule: messenger RNA, 1253 nt
Organism: Clupea harengus (Atlantic herring)
Lineage: Eukaryota; Metazoa; Chordata; Actinopteri; Clupeiformes; Clupeidae
Product: syncollin-like
Biological process (GO): exocytosis
Cellular component (GO): secretory granule membrane
Source: RefSeq, a predicted model, not a curated record
CAUUGCAUGUACUUCUCAUUCGGUAAUUUUGUUCAUUAAGGCAUUAUUUUGAAAUGCACUCAGGAAACUCAGAAAUCCAGUGCAGAUGUAGUGCAGGUUGAGGAAGCAGCAGCUGGACCAUCAGGGCUUCAAAUGAGGUCUUACUCAUAUUUGGGAUAUCCAAAAAAGGACAACAAAAAGAAGUGAUGUUAAUACUUGCAAAAAAUGUGGAGAACAGUUUUUAUCCAUUUAUUAAAUUAUUUAUUAUUAUUUAUUUUCGGUGCAGAAUACUGUUUUGUAUUUAAACUAAGGUUUAUUAUUCUUAUUAUGUUUAAAUCAGUUCCAAGUUCCACGAGUUAGUACACAAAUGUUAAUAUAUUUUAAUAAAGUUUGCCUUAUUAUAAACUACGUUUUUUAUUUUUUAUUUGGGGGGGGCUGCCGGGCAGUGUUCCUACCAAUGCUGAGACCAAACCUACGCCCUUGCAAUAACCACCUGUGUUCCUUUACAGCAGUUCCCAGGAAGUGUGUGUGAAUGUAUAUGUGUGUGUAUUGUGUGUGUUUGUGUGUAAAAGUAAUCUGUGUGUGUGAGUGUGCGAGUGUGCUUUUUCUGGUAUGGGGCAAGGUGUUUAAAAGCAGGGCCACUCAGAGAGACUCUCAGAGCGUUCAGGCAGAGGAAGGAAAAAGACAAACGAGAUGAAGACUCUCAUCGCUGUGCUCCUGUGCACUGCUCUGUGCUGGGACGGGCUUAAUGCUCAGUGCCCUGACCCCGCCACCCUGAAGGACAUCAACGGCACCAAGGUCUGCGCCCGCAUGUUCUCGGACAGCACCGUCAUCUACGCGCAGAGCUGCGGAGGCGACAGCCUCGAUUCCUACCCCGGCGACGAUAUACCCACUAUCAGUUUGCGUUGGAACAACCGCGUCUCAUCGCUCGUUGUGAGCCAGGGUUGCACCCUCACCGUCUGGGACCGCUUCAGGAAGCAGGGCAGGAAGCACACCUUCAGCGCCGGCAUCGAGUACCGCCUGAAGGAAGCAGGGCAGGGGCUGAUCGGCGACUGGGACAACGACAUCUCUGGAUACUGGUGUGUCUGCUAGAAGCAGAGAGGGGAUAGGCGCGAUUUACUAUCACUGGAGAGAGAUUGAUUGGAUGGUGUGAGAGAAGGAGAAACGAGAAAGAAGAAAGAAAGAUGAAUGCACUAGAAGACGAAUGUGCUGAAAGAUGCUUGUAAAAGUGUUCUGUUGUGUGGGAAUCCAAUAAAACUCUUCACUGCUUGUGA